AUGCUGCAAGUAACAGAUCACACACAAGACCUCAGAGAAGCAGAGAUGGAAAACAGCACUCUAAAACAUACAAAUGAAAAUUACCAAAUCGUCACUUUCAAAUGGCAUCAUGUCCAGGAUCCUUAUAUUAUUGCUCUCUGGAUUCUCGUGGCCAAACUGGUAAAACUUGUUUUCCACCUGUCCCAUAAAGUUACCUCUGUGGUUCCAGAAAGUGUUCUCCUCAUUGUCCUUGGAAUUUUCCUGGGUGGCAUUGUAUAUGCAGCUGAUAAUAUUGCCUCCUUCACCCUUACACCAACAGUUUUUUUCUUUUACCUGUUGCCACCCAUUGUGUUAGAUGCGGGAUACUUCAUGCCAAACCGACUAUUUUUUGGCAAUUUAGGGACAAUUCUUCUAUAUGCUGUCAUUGGGACCAUCUGGAAUGCUGCUACAACAGGCUUCUCCCUUUAUGGAAUCUAUCUUACUGGAAUAAUGGGUGAACUUCAUAGUGGAUUGCUAGAUUUUCUCUUGUUUGGCAGUUUAAUAGCUGCAGUGGAUCCUGUUGCUGUGAUCGCUGUGUUUGAAGAAGUUCAUGUCAAUGAUGUUCUCUUUAUAAUUGUUUUUGGAGAAUCACUGCUCAAUGAUGCCGUAACUGUGGUGCUGUAUAAUGUGUUUGAGUCUUUUAUUUCAAUAGGAGCUGAAUAUGUGACCGGUGUAGAAUGCAUAAAAGGCAUAGUAUCUUUCUUUGUGGUGAGCCUUGGAGGUGCUUUAAUUGGCAUUAUAUUUGCAUUUCUGCUCUCGUUUGUCACUCGUUUCACAAAGCAUGUCAGAAUAAUUGAGCCUGGAUUUGUAUUUGUCGUUUCUUAUUUUUCCUACUUGACAGCUGAGAUGCUCUCAUUAUCUGCCAUCCUUGCGAUAACGUUCUGUGGUAUCUGCUGUCAGAAAUAUGUCAAAGCAAAUAUUUCAGACCAAUCUUCUACCACUGUGAGGUACACCAUGAAAAUGUUAGCAAGUGGUGCAGAAACUAUUAUUUUUAUGUUCCUGGGAAUUUCUGCUGUUAAUCCUAAAAUCUGGACAUGGAACACUGCUUUCAUAAUCCUGACACUGGUUUUCAUCUCUAUCUAUAGAAUCAUUGGUGUAAUUCUACAGACUUGGAUUCUAAAUCGCUAUCGAAUGGUACAGCUGGGAAUAAUAGACCAAGUGGUAAUGUCCUAUGGUGGUCUCCGUGGUGCUGUUGCCUUUGCCUUAGUUGUACUUUUGGAUGAGAACAAAGUGAAAGAUAAAAACCUGUUUGUCAGCACAACUAUCAUAGUUGUAUUUUUCACAGUAAUACUCCAGGGUUUAACAAUCAAGCCUUUAGUGAAAUGGUUGAAGGUGAAAAAAAGUGAACACAGAGAACCAAAACUGAAUGAAAAGCUCCAUAGCAGGGCAUUUGAUCACAUUCUUUCAGCUGUUGAAGAUAUAUCUGGUCAAAUAGGACACAAUUAUUUGAGAGACAAAUGGACAAAUUUUGACAGACAGAUCCUCAGCAAAAUACUUAUGAGAAGAUCUGCCCAGAAAACUAGAGAUCAUAUUCUUAAAGUUUUCCGUGAGCUCAACAUGAGGGAUGCUAUUAGUUAUGUGGCUGAGGGAGAGCAAAGAGGUUCAUUGUCUUUCAUUCGCUCUCCAAGUAUUGAACACACUGCCAAUGUGGACUUCAGCAUUAUCAACCAAAUGAAGAGAGAGACUUCUGUCACCCAACUGCUGAGAGAAACUGCCAGUUCUGUCUGCCUUGAUAUGCAAGCAUUAGAACAGAGAAGGAAAAGCAUUCGAGAUUCAGAAGAUAUGUUUACCCAUCAUACUUUACAACUGUAUCUGUAUAAGCCCAGACAGGAGCAAAAUUUUCUGUACAGCCGUCAUAAAAUACCUCUGAAUGAAGAUGAGAAGCAAAAUAAAGAAAUUUUUCACAGAACUAUGAGGAAAAGACUAGAAUCUUUCAAGAGCACAAAACUAGGUUUGAAUCACCAUAAGAAAAUAAACAAAAUUCACAAGAAAGACCGUAGCCAAAAAUGGAAAAAUAGUAAUGUCCUACCAGAUGGAAACCUGCCUGCAUAUGUUAAAGAAAAUGAGUUUUCUGAACCAGAGGAAAAUGAUUAUGGCAAUCCACAGCUAGAUGGAGUGGUAAACUUCCUGGAUUACUUCAACGAAGAUAAUUUCACAGAUACAAAUGGUAAAGAAAUUAAUAUAUACCAUAGUAACUAUGUAGCAUUGUGGUUGUUGGCUUGUCUUUUUUUACAUAGAUAUAUAAAAACAAAAAUUUAUUUUCCAGAAACAUUCUAUCUAAUACAGUAUGAAAGUUACCAUGUUCCUGUUUAUUUAAUUUUGAUUUUUCCUUUGGUGGACUUUUUAAUAGGCAUUGAUAAUCCAGUAUUUUCAGAUGAUAUUGAGCAAAAUGCCUUCAUGAAGUUUACACCUUGGUUAUCCAGUGAUGAGAUGGUGGUACCUUCCCAAAGAGCCAGAGUACAAAUACCUUAUUCUCCAAACAGCUUUCAAAGACUUGCUCCCAUUCGACUCAGCAACAGAUCUACAGAUUCUUUUUUGCAACUAGAUGGUGCUGAAGAACACCCUACAUUUUUUCUCCCAGAAUCAACUCACUUGUAAUUUUAGCAAAUGUAAGGUUCUUAUUUUUCAGUCACUCAGAUCUUUUGUGAUCUAGCAAAUAACCAUUUUCUCUUGUUCAGAAUAUCUUUGGUGUCUUUCUUUAUUUUCUUUUUGGC
This is a messenger RNA of Thamnophis elegans (Western terrestrial garter snake), 2732 nucleotides long. RefSeq names its product solute carrier family 9 member A3 (gene SLC9A3). Gene Ontology annotation, molecular function: sodium:proton antiporter activity. Gene Ontology annotation, cellular component: apical plasma membrane; brush border membrane. NCBI's taxonomy places the organism in Eukaryota, Metazoa, Chordata, Lepidosauria, Squamata, Natricidae. Gene Ontology annotation, biological process: sodium ion transport; proton transmembrane transport; regulation of pH. The record is from RefSeq and is a predicted model, not a curated record. The transcript has 18 exons. Bases 1 to 2616 code for a protein of 871 amino acids.